Messenger RNA from Gigantopelta aegis, 2670 nucleotides. Its product is annotated as protein fem-1 homolog B-like. The transcript has a single exon. Gene Ontology annotation, biological process: intracellular signal transduction. The record is from RefSeq and is a predicted model, not a curated record. The coding region runs from base 464 to 1444 and encodes 326 amino acids. NCBI's taxonomy places the organism in Eukaryota, Metazoa, Mollusca, Gastropoda, Neomphalida, Peltospiridae. Gene Ontology annotation, molecular function: protein binding.
CCGGUUUAGUUUCACCGACAGUUCUCUAAUAUUUUUGAUAAUUUUGAAGAAAUAUGUGUAGAUUUUGUCUAAAUGAUAUAGCUGAGAGUUACAUAAAAUGGCCUAAAUGAUGUUCCUGUGCUGCCAUGUGCCCCCCCUUAGCAUGAAAGGAUGUGAAAGCUGAGGUUGAAGUGGUUACGAACUGAAUAAUGCAGGAGGGCGUUGACUUGUUCUGUGGCUAACAUUCUCCGAGUCUUGGUGGUGUCGGGAGUGCGCGACUCACGUCCGCUUUAUUAGUCGCCGAACAGUCAGACAGAGACACAAACAUCCACAUGUUAAACUGGUCGUCAGCAUAUUAAGCUUUCCUUUUCAUUUUGUAUGCAAAGACAAACAAGCAAUUGUCAGUGGAAAGUCACUUUGAAAGUGUUGUUUUGUGAUAUUUUCAUUUUAGAAAAUAUUACGGAGAAUAUACAUGUGAUUCAUUAUGUCUCAAGUCAUUGCACCAAUAGUUACUAAGACAACAAUUGAACAUAAAGAUCUGAAGGACAUUUCAUGUCCCAGGUCCCCAAACAGUAAUCAGACAACUUUUGAAACGUCCAACAGAUACGUCCAGUCCUAUCUGUCCUAUGAUAUUUUUUCAGCUAUUGAAGAAGGAUGUCUGACAUCUGUGAGAAAUAUACUUCUGUCCUAUCCAGACUUGGAUUUGAAUUUCCACAUCAAAGAUGUGACGCCAUUGUCAUUAACAUUGUACAAAAGAAAUUUUGAAAUCUUUCAUCUCUUCAUGCGACAUUAUGAAAAAAUAAGGAAGAUAGACUUGAACAUGAGCAGUAAGGAUCACCUCGACAGAGUUGAGCCACCAAUCAUAACGUCUUGCCGGAUGCAUUUUUUAGAAGGUGUUGUCACACUCGUAGGUCAGGGUGCAGAUAUAGAUGCAUUCGACAAUCAAGGGCACACUGCAUUAUGGGUAGCAUCUCGACAACAGAUGCCAGAUCUGGUGGAGUACCUGAUUUUAAAUGGUGCUAGUGUGAACAAAAUGGACAAGUUCCACUGUACUCCUCUGCUAGCAGCUCUGAUGUAUCGUGUGAGUUCGAUCAUCCUCAAAACUCUAAUCAUCAAUGGCAGCAGUCUCGGAGGAGCGGGGCCCUUCGCACUGGCAGAGCAGUCGCCACUGUUCUGGGCAGCUAAACACGGAAACGUGGAGAUUAUUAAACUGGUGCUGACCGCGGGUGUGCCCCCCGCACAGAUUCGAUCAGUGCGAAUGGCGCUGCAGAACAGUGAUAUAGAUGUGGAUGUUGUCGCACUGCUCGACACCAAGUUGAAAAUGCCUCAGUCUUUAAAACAUCAAUGCAAAUGUGUAAUACGAUCCUUCUUAAGUGAGCAGUCAAUGGGCAAACAUUUUGUGAAGAAUAUUUCUGACUUGCCUCUCCCUUUAAGUGUUAAGCAGUAUUUACUCCUAAACAGAUGAGACCAACCUUUUAGAAAAAAAGCAUUUUCUGCUUAUAUAUAAGCAGUACUCGGUAGCUGUAAUUGUUUAUUAGACUCCGUGUUUAAACAGUUACUUCAUAGAACAAUUUAGCAGUUUACAAAUCGUUUUUGAAAGUAUUUUUCGUCAAAUUCAGUUUUCUUAGCCAUAUAAUCUGCACAAAAAAGGUUUGCGUGUAAAAUAUUUUAAACACACACCUUUUUUUGCUGUUUAUUAAAAAAAAUGUAAUGACCAAUUUUCAAGAAUUCAUGAAAAAUGAUCAGAACAUUUCAAAAUACAUAUUCACCAAAUUUAGAUAAAUUUGAUGAGUUGAACCUAUUUUUCUUUUACAAAUAUAUCAAGGUAUCUACUGUGCUUUGCAGGGGCAGAUUGCAAUUACAAGUAAUUGAAAGUAUUAAAAAUAAGAUGAACACAAUGAAAAAUGUGUCAUCUAGCACUACAUACAUGCACAUAUAACAUGGUGAUCAACCAAAUCUUGUUCUUAAAAAAGGGUGACAAAUAAAUUGGAAGAGUUAGUAGAACUUUAAUAAUGUAACAGAUUUAUGAAAAAAUAAAUAAUCUAUUCAUGCAACUUCAACAAGCAAAAAGAAAAUGACACUAAAAUGUUCAUAUUCAAUCUGUCGUACUGUCCGUACUCUGUUUUAAUCAAUAUACAUGUGUACUAAGCUAGGAUUCCAUUUGCAGGGGUUUUGCUUUAGGAUUUCACAGGUUGCCACAUAUACAGUCUUUAAAACAUGUUUUUCUUUUUGCCCUCUGUACUGUUAAUGAAUGGUUGUGUGCUCCACAGUUGAGUACUAUACAAAUCAGAAAUGAGGUAAUUGAAAUGUAUUAAUUUAACUGUUCUCAAUAAGUUUGUUUUCUUUUUCCAUUUAAUUAUUUAAUUCCUACUUCAUGCAGUGUAUUGUCAUAGUAAGUGAAUCUACAAAUGUCAAGCUUAGCCUACCCAGAGGCAAUUAGAUGCAUUCCAGAGUCAAACUUUCUUAAUUGAUACACAGUUGAGGAAUCCCGGUCAAAACCCCUUCCGGUCAAAACCCCCUCAGUCAAAAACCCCACAGUCAAAAAAAACCUCCAGUCAAAACCCCCUGCAAUAAAUGGUCAAAUGGUAAAAAAACAAACUUUUUUUUGUGUUGUAUUUAUGGUGGUAAAAUUAGUAUAAUGUUGAUAUAGAUGGAUAAUUGUUUUAAUUUUUUAUAAAUAAUUCUCUGAAA